AUGGAAGAGGCUGCAGCUCCCUCAGAGCCCCACGAAGCCGCCGGGGACGCAACAGAUGCCCCGGCGGCCGAAGAGGCGGCCGCUGGGCCCAGCUACCGCACGCACCCGGUCUUCCGGCGUAUGGAGCCUGGAGGCCCGCCCCCCAUCGGCACGUCACGUCUGCGAUUGGCCUACGCCUCUGUGGGCGGGGCCAGGCCCAGGGAAGGGCCCGGACCCAGCUGGCUGCAGAGCCAGCGGCGCCCAGGCCCCUGGACCAACCAAGUCGUCUGCAGGUAUUUUCGCCAUGGGAUGUGCAAGGAGGGGGAGAACUGUCGCUACUCCCACGACCUCCCGGACCCGGAGGAGGCCGGGGAGGACCGCGGGUCGCCGCCACCCCAGGCCCCCGAGGAGGAGCUAGGCCCCGGCGCGUUUGCGGCUGCGCACUAUGAGCUAGAGACCCAGCCUCAGGAAGGGGCGUGGGCCCCGCCUCCUGACUCCUGGGGCGCCUUGCCUGCGAUUUGCUUGGUCACUGACAGGGUCUCCUUGGAAGCCGAGACUGACGAUUCAGCGCUCGGAGCUGUGGGGGGAGCAGAUGCUGAAGGCUGGGCAGCAGGUGCGCACGGCUGGGCAGCAGAUGCGCAACGCUGGGCAGGAGGUGCGCACGGCUGGGCAGCAGGUGCGCACGGCUGGGCAGCAGAUGCGCAACGCUGGGCAGGAGGUGCGCACGGCUGGGCAGCAGAUGCGCAACGCUGGGCAGGAGGUGCGCAAGGCUGGGAAACUGGCGCGCAAGGCUGUGAAGCAGGCGCUCAAGGCUGGGCAGCAGGCGCGCAAGGCCGGGCAGCAGGUGCGGAAGGCCGGGCAGCCGGUGCAGAAGGCUGGGAAGCCGGUGCAGAAGGCUGGGAAGCCGGUGCGCAAGGCUGGGCAGCAGGUGCGCAAGGCCGGGCAGCCGGUGCAGAAGACCGGGAAGCCGGUGCAGAAGGCUGGGAAGCCGGUGCGCAAGGCCGGGCAGCCGGUGCAGAAGGCUGGGAAGCCGGUGCGCAAGGCUGGGCAGCAGGUGCGCAAGGCCGGGCAGCCGGUGCAGAAGGCUGGGCAGCCGGUGCGCAAGGCUGGGUAGCCGGUGCGCAAGGCUGGGUAGCCGGUGCGCAAGGCUGGGCGAAUGCCACUGAAUUUGUUCCGGGGCAACCGUACUGGGGCCGCGAGGCGUUCCCCGCCCCCGAGCUUCCCCAGCAGAACUUGGAGAUGGAAAGGGAGCGGCGACUCUGCCGCGACGCCGCCAUGGGGCAGUGCUUCCGCGGGGAGAGCUGCGCGUAUCUCCACGGCGAGCUAUGCGAGUUGUGUGGGCGGCAGGCGCUGCACCCGGUGGACGCCGCCCAGAGGGCAGACCACAUCCAGGCCUGCAUGAACCGCCACCAGCAGGAUAUGGAGCUGUCCUUCGCCGUGCAGCGCAGCGCUGACAAAGUGUGCGGCAUCUGCAUGGAGGUGGUCUACGAGAAGGCCAACGAAGGCGACCGCCGCUUCGGCAUCCUCUCCAACUGCAACCACACCUACUGUCUCAGGUGCAUCCGCACGUGGAGGACUGCCCGGGAGUUUAGGAGCAGGGUGAUCAAAUCCUGCCCGCAGUGCAGGGUCUCCUCGCGCCUGGUCAUCCCCAGCGAGUACUGGGUGGAGGAUCCGGCGGCGAAGCAGGAACUGAUCCGGCAGUACAAGGAGGCCAUGCGCGCCAAGACCUGCAGGUAUUUCGCUGUAGUCAGGGAUUGCUGCCCGUUCGGCGAGAACUGUUUUUACAGGCAUGCGGAGCCCGAGGGCCAGGGAGAGCAGGUGGUGGUGGAGGAGGAGCAGGCGCAGGCGCAGGCGCAGGAGGAGCAGGAGCAGGAGGAGGAGCAGGAGCAGGAGGAGGAGGAGGAGCUGGAGGAGGAGGAGGAGCAGGAGCCUGAGCCUGAGCCUGAGAGGCAGGGUUCUGGGGCCUCGAGCAGCCAAGAGUUGGAGCCUAAGCAGGUGGGAGAGGACAGCAUGCCCUUUAUCCACCGUCAGCGAGAGCUUGUCACGCUUUGGCUGGUCAGUCUGUGGUUGUGUAAGUGUUUCCUUUCACUGGGAGAGAAUGAGCCUCCUUUGUAUUUUUUAUUUUUUUAUUUUUUUGUUGUUCAGAGAACCCGUGGGGACGUGCUUCCUUGGGAAGGAGCGGGGAGGCCAGUGGGGGGGGGGCGGGGGGGGGGAAGAUUGCAACUUGAAUCUGUGGCAUGUGGUGUCGUGUGUUCACUGCUUCUGUGCUGACGCUCGACCAUCCGCUGUUGCCUGUUGUUUUUAUCCGCCCGUGGAUAGACCCAUCUGCCAUGUACAGCAGCUGUUGAAGCCAUUUCUAUGGGCCACUCAUCCGUGUUCUCGCCCAUCCCCAUUACUCCCCCCCCCCAGGAGUGUGGUGCUCCCCUCCCCCCCAUAAUAACACAAAGUCCUUUAAUGUUAUUGUUGUUUUUUUGGUGUGUGGUGGUGGUGUUGUUUUUUUUUUUUUUUCUUGGUGCAGUGCCUCUUGACUGUCAGUUUAUGGUUUAUUUUGUCAUCUCUGUUUUCAACAGGAUUGACUCAGUUCUAGGCUAGUGUUUACAGGACUUCCACACUCAUUGUGAAGGCCCUCGAGAGUAUGUGGGACAGGGUGAAGGGAGAAGUCUUAACUGAACAGAGGAACUCUGUGCUGCUACAGCCUUAAGAAACCUGGACCCACCCCGGGGGGGCCCUGUGGCAGCUGCCCUCUCGUCUCUGCUGUUUACGUGUGUGUUUCUUCCCUGAUUCAAGUGCACUUUCUUAACUGUGGUGACCUUGUGGUUUUUUGUGAACCAGGUAUCUAUGUUUACAUGUUCUCAUCCUGCUUAACUUGAUGUGAACGUAUUUCUACUUGGAAGUAUGUAUUUCAGACUUGGCGUAGCAAUCGAUGUGCGUAGAAGUGAGUAUCCAAGUGAUGUAUUUGAGCCCUGGCCGGUUUGGCUCAGUGGAUAGAGCAUUGGCCCGCGGACCGAAGGGUCCCGAGUUUGAACUCCGGUCAAGGGCACGUACCUCGGUUGCAGGCCUGAUCCCGGCCUUGGUCUGGGCAAGUGCAGGAGGCAACCAGUUGAUGUCUCUCUCUUUCUUUCUCUCUCUCUCUCUCUGUCUCUCUCUCUCUCUCUCUCUCUCAUCGAUGUUUCCUUCUCUCUCUGUCUCUCUCCCCCUCCCUUCCACUCUCUCUAAAAAUCAGUGGGAAAAUGUCCUCGGAUGAGGAUGAGAAACAACCACAAAAAAGUUAUUUAUUUGAAAACGUCUCUAUAAAGGAUAUAUCGUAUAAUGUUUAUGUCGUAAAGUAAAUAUUGAGCUGGAAGCUAAAGGUCACAGGCUAACAGAAAUUCGCUGUUGUGUGUGAGUGUGAGGUGGUGAAUAAUUCUUGUGUUCCUUCCACAGGCGUCAGUGGUUAGCAUCUGUUGAAAAAAGCUAUUCAGAUGGAUCUGGCCAAAUACGGCACAGAUCCUAAAGGACUUGCUAAAUAGGCCGUUGGUUAUUUCUGUGGUGGCUUGACUAGCUCACUUUGCUGUUACCAAUAAAGAAAUGUGUGUUUACAACCA
This is a messenger RNA of Myotis daubentonii (Daubenton's bat), 3563 nucleotides long. It is a transcript of the gene MKRN3, whose product is annotated as makorin ring finger protein 3. Gene Ontology annotation, molecular function: metal ion binding; ubiquitin protein ligase activity. Gene Ontology annotation, biological process: protein polyubiquitination. NCBI's taxonomy places the organism in Eukaryota, Metazoa, Chordata, Mammalia, Chiroptera, Vespertilionidae. The record is from RefSeq and is a predicted model, not a curated record.